This is a messenger RNA of Neoarius graeffei (lesser salmon catfish), 4074 nucleotides long. It is a transcript of the gene pgap1, whose product is annotated as post-GPI attachment to proteins inositol deacylase 1. Gene Ontology annotation, cellular component: endoplasmic reticulum. Lineage: Eukaryota; Metazoa; Chordata; Actinopteri; Siluriformes; Ariidae. Gene Ontology annotation, molecular function: phosphatidylinositol deacylase activity. The transcript is spliced from 26 exons. The coding region runs from base 82 to 2904 and encodes 940 amino acids. The record is from RefSeq and is a predicted model, not a curated record. Gene Ontology annotation, biological process: endoplasmic reticulum to Golgi vesicle-mediated transport; GPI anchor metabolic process.
UGUGUUUUUCAAUGGGGGCGGAAAAAAUGGUGAGGAGAUCCAGACGAGUGUGAAAUACAUACACACCGAGCUACUGCAGAGAUGAAGGCGCUUAUUUACGGGUUCUACGUGGCGGUUCUCGGGCUGUUGUUGACGGGGCUGCGUGAGUUGCUGUUCGGCUUCGAGGAGAACCGGUGUAGCAUGACCUACAUGUUCGAGUAUCCUGAGUACCGGCGUGUCCAGCUCCCGCGACGUGUGGCGCGUCAGUACCCUGCCUAUGGACUCUAUCUGUAUGGUGAAGGUCUGUAUGCUCAAGAAACUCAAAAUCUCAAACUCAGUGGUGCUCCUGUGCUCUUCUUACCUGGAAACGCUGGCAGCUACAAGCAAGCUCGUUCUCUGGGCUCUGUGGCAUUGAGGAAAGCUGAGGGGUUGGAGGGAGAAAUCCACCUGAACGUCUUCACCAUCGAUUUUAACGAGGAGCUGGUGGCCCUGUACGGCGGAAGCCUUAUCCGGCAAACUCGCUUCCUCUAUGAGAGCAUCAAGGUCAUCCUGCAACUUUACAAGAACCAUCCUGAUCCUCCCAGCAGCGUGGUGUUGGUGGGUCACUCUAUGGGUGGUGUGAUCGCGCGAGCUCUCUUCUCCCUCCCACGCUUUAAUCCUCACCUGGUUAGCCUCAUCCUCACCCAGGCCUCUCCUCACCAGGCGCCUGUCCUCUCCUUGGAUCCCUUCAUACUUGAUUUCUACUCGUCUGUCAGGCGGCACUGGAGUACCCGAGCAGAGGAUUUGCGUAACGUGACCGUGUUGUCUGUGGGCGGGGGAUACCGUGACUAUCUGGUUCGCUCAGGCCUGACCACCUUGACCUGUCCUGCGAAUGACCUGAACAAGAUGGCCGUUGUGGUGACUGCUGUUCCCAGGACUUGGGUAUCUACAGAUCACCUGUCCAUCGUGUGGUGUAAGGAGUUUGUGCUGGCCACAGUGCGGGCGUUCUUUGACCUCAUUGAGCCUGAAACAGGCCAGUUCACAAAGGAUCCUGAGAAAAGGAAGUCUGUACUGAAUCAUCACUUCAUUCGCCACCCGGUUCAGCUCCCUGGCGAGCAAAUCAACACUCCUCUUAGCUUCUCAGGCACCAUGGAGGCCUGGAAUGAGGUGAACACACUCCGUCUGUUCUACAGUGCUCCCAAGGAAGUUCGAAUUCAGUACUUCCUGUUUGCACUUUCCAGCCGGAGGAAAGCCUACACACACUUCUACUGCCGCAACAGCAACCUGGAAAUGUCCAGCUGGCUCUUUGGCUGCACCCAGAUGAAUGGCUCCAUGUGUGUGCAAGCAGUAGAUUUGUCCCUCAGAACAGAACUUCUUCCAGUUUAUAAGGUCUUAGUUGUGAAACUGAGUGAGAUGCGUGCUAUCUCUCAUCUGGUCAUCGAUGCCUCAAACCCCAGUGCACGGCAGUUUAUAGUGGAGUGUGAGUGGCAGAGAGAGGAAAGCCUGACCAUCCCUGUACCUGUCCCUCAUGUUCUCUCUUUUGGCUUGACAGUCAGUGAUGUCACCAUUAACUCAUCUGGGCUACUGCACACACUACAACUGCAACACUUUCACCAGGUUUAUCAGGCCUUUAAAAUCACAGUAAGCAGCCAAUGCAAGCUCACCAAAGAAAGGUUGUCCAGCAUCUACAGAUUAAAGGUGCCAUGGUUUCGAGAAGAUUCCUUUGUCACUGCAGGCAUUCCCUCAGCCACAGAGAUGAAUGGCAUGCUGCACACCAGUCGCCAAGACAACACCUCAAGUGUCCUAUUACAGCUCCACACUGCCCCCAACUGCCAGUACAAGAUUUCAGUCCGUACAUCCUUCCAUAAAGUGCUUGGACAGAUCCUGCGUUUCUGUGGACCUGCGUUGCCUGUGUAUGUGGCUGUGGCUUUGCUGCUCGCUUUAAAGAGUCAUCUGUCUUCUGUCCUGCGAAUGGGUCGAGCCAUGAAUACAAGAGAUGCUGUAGCUAAAAGUUUACAGCUCCACAAACUAGAGCCUCCUGUCCUGCUGCUGCACCUGUUCCUCAGACAGAACUGGUUUCAGGAAGGCUGGUCUUCUCUAGGUCUUCCUGCAGUAGACCUCUUGCUUCUAACCCCAUUGGAAGACCUAUCCCAUGAUGUAGUGGGGCCUGGGCAGGACUGGCCCCGUCUUGUUUCCCCACUGCUGUGCAUUCUGGGUGCUGCAGUGGCAUUCUGGGGAAGUGCUCUUCUCAGCAUAUCUUUACGGACCUUGUCUUUCCUCUUGGCUCCACUGCACAGGCCUUCAGUCUCUCGCUACUGUGGCACCCUUCAUCUUCCUGCUCAGAUUCUCCUCAUCCUCAGUCUAGCUGCACUGAGCAGAGUCACCUGCGGAGCCCUGUCAGUCACUGCCAGCUUUCUGCUUCACCUCUACAGGGUUCUCCGAUUACAGAUGACCGAGAGGUCCUUAAGUCACAUGCUGAACCUGGCACCACAGAGCAUGCAGCAGAACACAGAGAACAGCUGCAGCACAAGCGAAGGCCAGAGGAAGCAUAACGAAUGUAAUGGCACCCCGCUCCUAUCCGAGUCAGCACUUCAGGAGGUCAGAGAUGACCUGCAGCUUCACCUGAACGUGUCUGCACUGCUUACUCUACCUGUGAUGCUCAGCGCUCCCUCACUCAUCUACUGGAGCCGAAACUUCAGAUAUUCAGCUCAUCUGGAUCCAGACCCAUUCUGGCCACACACGUUGCCUCUGCUCGUUGCCUCUGUGCUACUCAUCAACUGCAACACACUCACUCUGAGACACAGUAAGCUGAUGCUGUGGCCGACCUCACGCCUGCUGCUUCCUCUCAGUGUAGCCAUGUUGACCUUUUCUACUCUUCAUCUGUAUCGGGUCACUCACUUCCUGUCUGUCGCUCUGAUGCUGUUGGCGGCUUCCUGUUACCUUUGAUCUCAACCCUCCAGACAAGACCUAAGCAGCCUUAACAUGUCCUUGCAUUGGCGGUUCAUCUAUCAGUGAUUCCACUGGAUUUAAAUCAUGUGAUUGGUCAUGUGACAUCAUACUGCUGAACAGGGUAACGGAGUCCCACACAGACUCAAGCUGUCUCUAUUUAUUAACACUUUCCCUUUAGGGUUCUGCUUUCCAUCCAUAUACAUAUAGUCAUAACAGUUGACCAGCACUAGGCUCAACUUAUUCUGCCUUUGUGUUUCUUUGCUUCUGGUUGCGUCUAGCCUUAAAUCAUUUUAGAAACCAGUAUUUGAUUACUUGUUUAGGUCACUGGUGUGUCUCUUACCGAGCACAUCAUCAUGUUACACAGCACCCCGGAAUCACAUUCACCCACUUGGUGGCAGUGCGUUCUUUUAUUAUUUGACAGUUCAAAAUGUGAAACUUGGAGACAAGCACAAUGGCCUUCUUCAUGCAACAAAUCCUACUACAACAUGCCUUUUCUUUCCAUGAAAAACAUUUUGACCAAAAAAAUACAUUUUCAGUUUCUCCAAAUUUACCUCAAAUGUCGUUAAUCAGCCUGGACAUGUGUUUUGUGAUGUUUUGCCCUGGAGCUAUGAUCUGAAUGUGGCUAACACAGGACACUUGGAGAGACACUUUUUUUUUUUUUCUUUCUUUUUUUUUUUUCUUUAACGCCUGUGUCCAGUUCUUCACAGCAGUCAUGCAGUCUCACGUAUCAUUUAUAAACACAAACAGAACUUCACCAUGUAGCUGAACACUGGGAGGCGGAAAAAGCGUUUCAGAAAAGCAGAAUCUUUUCAUUCAGUUUCUUCUUAGGAACACUUUUUUUUUUUUUUUGGCCCAGAAGUGAUGCAUUUGCAAAAUGUAAUUCCCUAAAGUAAUGUAUCCCAAUUAUUGGGCAUAUUUCUGGAAGUAUUUGGACCCUUGUAGCUCAAGCACAAAACUAAAGAACCAAACUUGACCAAAUGAUUUGGCGUAAAUGGAGAGAAUUUUUUUAUGGACCCCACUUUUCACUGCUCACUGUUAAUUUCACGGUCACUUUGCUAUUUCUUCUGCAGUGUAAGAUUUUAAUAUGGAGUAUAUAAAAGAGCCUGUACUAUUUAGGGAAGGACCUUUGUUCAUUCAUGAUGGUGUCUAUAAACACCGAUCAGCCAU